This is a messenger RNA of Mizuhopecten yessoensis (Yesso scallop), 4858 nucleotides long. Its product is annotated as 2-aminoethanethiol dioxygenase-like. Lineage: Eukaryota; Metazoa; Mollusca; Bivalvia; Pectinida; Pectinidae. Gene Ontology annotation, cellular component: mitochondrion. The record is from RefSeq and is a predicted model, not a curated record. The coding region runs from base 11 to 763 and encodes 250 amino acids. Gene Ontology annotation, molecular function: oxidoreductase activity, acting on single donors with incorporation of molecular oxygen, incorporation of two atoms of oxygen. The transcript has a single exon.
GUGUUUGAAAAUGGCGGCCCCCAUACAGAAACUUUUUCAAUCUGCGUACAAACUAUUUUCUAGGGUGACAGUAGGUUCAAGUGGCUUUAAUGAACAUCUUCGGGAGGUCACUGCAUUGGCUUCUAAAUUAACAGCCACAGACUUAAACUUCAAUUUCCAAGACGAUCCGACAACCCAGCGACGAGUCGAGCAAGGCGAGGAGGCACCUGCAGUAUACGUUCACCUAUUUGAAGACCGUGUCCUGUCAAUGGGAAUCUUUGUUGUCCGACAGGGCUGUCGGAUUCCGCUCCAUAAUCACCCCGGCAUGCAUGGCGUCUGCAAGGUCAUACAAGGUACUAUACGCGUUAAUAGUUUCUCAGAAGUUUCUCGUGUUGGACUCGACAUACCCAAAAACAUCGAACAGGAUAUGAAACAAUCGAUAUUUCCAAUACUAAAGAAAAAAGAACAAUCUCAAUUUUCACCCGUGAUGACGUAUUCAAGCGAGACCCUGACGACAGAUGAUCCUGCCUGUGUGCUGUUGCCUUCGGAUGGGAACAUCCACGAAAUGAUAUCGGUGGAUGGUCCAGCGGCGUUUGUUGACAUAUUGGCCCCGCCGUACGAUCACACCACCGGUGAGAGGGUGUGUCAGUAUUACCGGGACUGUUCAGAGGACACUCCCACCAGUUCCAAUAGUCAGGUCCGUUGGUUAAGGAGUAUUCCACCUCCCCACAGCUUUUGGUGUGACACUAUGGAAUAUAAUGGACCUUCCAUGGAGAUUCAAUGAUUCCUAUUAUAUAUGUUCCAAUGACAGUAUAGACAUAUUUAACCAAGACACACAGCUAGUCAACAGUACUAGAGUAGAACAUCCACAGUAAAAAGGAUCUAUAUGGAUGUUACUUUGUGACCUGCAUCUCGUUUACACAACUGAAAGAAACCUGGACAUAUUUCUUUUACUGUAAAAGCUAAAUGCUGCUAUGGACUUGAUGAUUUUGAUAUCUUAUUGAAAAAUUUGAAGUAUGGUGUUAUAAAUUAAUAGAGGAUAAUUUCACUUUAGAAGUGUAAAAUUGAAGAAUAAUAUAGAGGAUAAUUUCAAUUUAGAAGUGUUUAAUUGAAGAAUAAUCAGAGAAUGUUGACCAAGAAAUUAGUUAAAGAGGUUCCACUUCACCAGUACCACAAACUUUAACACUUCGUUUUUUUCUUCGUGAAGAGCUCAGAUACUUUAAAAGGGAAUAUACCUCUUAACGACAUGAUUACAUCAUGAUUAUAAAUAUUUGGAAACAAUUAAUUUGAUCCAUUUACUAAGGUUUACUUUGGAUGUUUGAACUGCAGCCUGUGAAAUGACAAUCAGUUUUGCUGAUUCAUUUUAAAUGUUUUCAUGUGGGUGCUCACAUAUCUUGAUUACCUAGUCCAUUCGACUCUAAUUACAAUACAGUUAUCUACUGCUGUACAUAAUGCAAUAUAGAUAUGCAGACUUGUGAAAAGAUCCAUAUUGUGUAAUACCUCAUCUACCUGUGAUUGAAUUGUUUAACAACCCAGCCUGUCAAAAAAAGGUUCCACUUCACCAGUAUCACCAACAUUAACACUUCGGGUUUUUUCUUCAUGAAGAGCUCAGACUCAAUCACCCAAAUACUUAGAAAGGGAAUAUAUUCACUGAAGCAUCCUUUAAGCUUGCGAUUUUGAGAAAUUAGUUCUCAUACCUGCUAAUAAUACCAACUGGGCGCCGCUGUAUACACAUGGGCGCCGCUGUAUACACAUGGGCGCCGCUGUAUACACAUGGGCGUCGGUGAAGUUUACGCACAGGCACCACUUUUUGCUUCCUCGAUAUCGAGGGAUUACGCUCUCUGCGCCCCUGGAAAAUGUCUUAGCAAAAUUGUCUUAUCCACCUUGUGGAUGAGACAAGAAGACUAGUUUGAUCCGUUGGUGUACAUCGAAAGAAUUUCGAGGUCGCGUAACGGUAAACUUAUCUUAAAAAGACACGUAUCAACAUAGUGAUUGGUCAGGUUUUUUUCAACUUGACACCAAUCAAAUAGCUAGCCGCAUGUCUCCAAUUUCGCUAUAACAUACCCCAGAGGUGCAGAGAGCGUAAGUGAGUGUAAUCCCUGGAGUAUCGAGGAUGCACUUUUUGCAGUAAAUUACGUACAUGACUGUUACGAUAUCAAAUUUGGUGGAGUGUCAAAAAUGAUCUGAUAAGAUAAGAAGUCAUUUAAAAACAGACACCUAAUAUUCCACCACAAUUGUGUAUACAAUCAGACAUGAUAACGUAUAACAACAUUUUUAAAACGCCACACUAACCCUCAAGUUCGCAUAACCUUACCACAACUGGACCUUUGAUAAGUUUAGGGUUUUAGGGUUAGUCUGACAUCUUUCUUUUCCCAAACUAUGCACCUAGCACGAUGCGAACUAGGAUGUGGCGUCGGUAGUGUUCUCUGGUCGCAUUGUGGAUAUUAUAUGUGAAUGUCAUACAUAGGGGACUUAAUCAAAUGUCUUGUUACGUAUUCGCAUCAUAAAAAUUAAACCAUAGAACGACUUUGGCUCCAUAAACCAAAGCGACGAGUCAAAAGAAUUAUUUGUAGCAAUCAAAGAACUUUAGUACAACUUAAAAAGUAUACUGUUUUUACCAGCAUAUCUCAACCCGAUUUUUAUCACCGGAACUCGUAUAUGUAACGUCAUUCUUGAACUUGUGCCACGUGAGCAAUAUGAGAAAAUAUUACUAAAUUCUUGAAGUGCUACCAACUUCUGCUCAACAACCUGGGCCUCGUCUUAAUUAACAGUACAGUAAACAUUUACAGUCGUUUACAUGUUGACUAACAGUGCACGUACGUGGCUAUCGAAAAUAAGACAAAAAUGUAAGGACAUGGUUUCCCAUACCCAUGCGUGCUAUAGGGCGGAGCAUUGUGUCGUGUUUUACCUAUUUCUUUAAAUGUAAAGGUGCCAUGAUUAGUUUUUUUAGUUUUCAAAAAUUUCACAAGUUCGACACGAUCAAAAAUCUAACCGACUGCCAUGAUUUAUCGGGGCUAUGGCGGAAAACUGCCCAUAUUUCCCUAAGUCGGCAUUUAUGAAAACGGAAAAAGUAUUCAUGACUAAACAAUUUCUAACAGUGAAAAUGCAUAGAAUAGAUAUUAGGUAUUGUUAAUAUGAUACUGCAAAUAUAGCCAUAUUCACUAUAUCUAUGAAAGUGAUGGGGUUUCCCCAGACUUAAUAAAUACUUUCAGCACUUUAUCCGUGGACCAACGUUUGAAUACAUUUGUUGAAUCCGUGAUGUAUUAUGCAAAAACAAAUCGUAUUCCGGAAAAGUGGUCCUCCUUUGGGAAAGUGCUCAAUAUAAUGAAAAACAGAACUGAGCGAGUUUGAAUUCCCAUCUUCGUCGAUGUCCGAUGUAGCCGAAUGUGUAACGCAGUUAACUUGUGACCAGACAAAGUGAACGCUGCAAGUUCAAAUCCACGUUCAGGUUCUCUUUUUUUGGAUAAAAUACCUAUUGAUUUAUCUUCUAUGGAAUCAUGUCAACACAGAAGACAUAAUUUUAAAUGAUAUUUAUGAGUUGUUUUCCCCUCCAAUUGGCACUAGUAAGUUUAUCUAUCAUUUAAACACAAACAAGUGAUGCUGAAAUACAAAAUCAUUGUGAUUGUUGCGUCAGAAUAACAAUAGGCAGAGUAAAAAAAAUAUGAACUGUUAUUAUCUCAAAUAUAUUAUCGAAAAUACGGGAAAAUUCAUCGUUGAGGACAGCCUCAUUUGUUUGAAAUGCAGAAAGGCUGCAGCACAAAGUAUGGAUCGCAAAACACGUGUAAGACAUGCUUUUCGAUAAUUAUAUAUAUCGUAUUGCCGUUCAUAGAUGCAGGAAAAACAAAAUCAAGAAAGCAAGUAACGGCAUGACGCAGGCGGUAGUAAUGAAAAUUAAAUCUUUUUUGUACGAUCUUGUGUUACACAAAGCAUUUUAUUUGUUUUUUUAAUUCAUAGAAAUAAUGCGAAAAAGCAUUUUGCUGAGUCUUUAUAGUGAAACGCAUGUAACAAUAGCCAUGGACUUGAUCUUAGAGACAGGACUCCGAAAGAGCUACAUGUAUAAAAAUAACCCAGCACGCGUCAUAACAGUACACGAUGGCACGAUCACAGUUUUGGGGGAAUAGGCAGAGCAACCCGCCAUAGCUCUUUCACCGAUUCUCAUGCGUACACAGCGGAAACCGGUUAGUAGGGUUCGUCGGGAAUUCACAUGUUCAUCUCAUAAAAGUAGCCUUUAUAAAUAAGUCGACUCUUCAGAAAUACUUUAUGCUUAUUUGAUCAUAUGUACAUGUAGUGUAUAAAUACUUGCAGUAAAUGCCCACUUGGUAACAAGACUCAGAUUUUCACUUGCACACAAAUUACUGGUCUGGACAACAUAUAUUGGGCAUUGUUUCACUCUGCUGUAGUACUAACAGAACCUAAGUGAAUUCCAAGGAUUCUUUUGGUUACGUGAUUUAGACUCAAUACUUAUGACCUCAUUCAUUAGGAACAGAAACAUUUUGCAUGCCCUCAGGGAUUUGGAAAAUAUUGAAGAUAGCUUGGAAGUCUUAACUAGUGUCUGUGUAGUCAUAUUUGCUGUCUUGCAAUUGUUUUAUUAAUUUUGCGGAAUUUAAAUUUACCAUACUUAAAUGUAAGUACAGUAUCCAUGAGUGACUUCUAUUUUUUUAAUCACAAAUAAUAUGCAAUAGACACUGGUCGUUGAUGAACAUGUAUUUUGGCGACAUUGUAAAAUAUGUGUGUUCGAUGUUGCUUAUUCCAGUAUUACCUGGUAUGACGUCGUUUCUGGUUAUGUAUUGUAACACACUGACAGUGGUAAUGAAUUAUGUUUAGUAAAGAAUCGUUGUUGUUUAAUUCACAGUAUAUUAAAGUUACCUGUGAUGAUUUA